Messenger RNA from Melanaphis sacchari, 2173 nucleotides. RefSeq names its product tyrosine-protein kinase Src42A (gene Src42A). Lineage: Eukaryota; Metazoa; Arthropoda; Insecta; Hemiptera; Aphididae. The record is from RefSeq and is a predicted model, not a curated record. Gene Ontology annotation, biological process: protein phosphorylation; cell surface receptor protein tyrosine kinase signaling pathway; innate immune response. The coding region runs from base 347 to 1912 and encodes 521 amino acids. Gene Ontology annotation, molecular function: ATP binding; non-membrane spanning protein tyrosine kinase activity; signaling receptor binding. Gene Ontology annotation, cellular component: extrinsic component of cytoplasmic side of plasma membrane. The transcript is spliced from 7 exons.
UCAUUAAUCAUUAUUCACUUUACGGGUGCCUUGUAGAAUAUUUAAUUAACCAUUACUCAGUACUCAGUAGAUGGAUUAUAAUUUAUUAAUUGUGUCUAUAUCCCGUUUAGCAGAACACUUUCCAACCGUACAAGUCCGUCAAUGCCGUUUUAUCUAGAUGUAAUAAGUUUGCAGUGACGUCGAGUUUAGCUGAGCAGAGUUGUUUUAUUUGGGAUUUGGAUCAUCAUUCAUCACAAUACAAAAACAACACUGCACUUGUGUGUUAUCAUGUAUGUAGUUCGCGUUUAAGUGACGACGUCUUGUAGUGUCUAGUAGACUUAGAGCUACGACGAUUGCGCUACGCAAGAUGGGCAGCUGCUUCAGUUGUCAAAGGGGCUCGUCCGGCAAGAAGGAUAUGACGGGUUCACCGUCAAAUGCUGGCAAUAGUAAAGACAACAUUUUGCCAGCCGUACCCAGUGUACCCACACAAAACAUGCCACCCCAUGAAAUUCGUGAGGUCAGGAAUGGACCAAUGCCACCAGUCCCUGACCAGGAGCCUUCCAAUGCCACAAAUGCAUCAGCAAAAAUAUUCGUAGCUCUUUAUGAUUACGAUGCACGCACCGAUGAAGACCUCAGUUUUAGGAAAGGAGAACAUUUAGAAAUUCUAAAUGAUACGCAAGGAGAUUGGUGGCUAGCUAGAAGCAAAGCUACUAAACAAGAAGGUUACAUUCCUUCUAAUUAUGUUGCCAAAUUGAAGUCUAUAGAGGCUGAGCCAUGGUAUUUUGGCAAGAUUAAAAGAAUUGAAGCUGAAAAAAAAUUGCUUUUACCAGAAAAUGAUCAUGGAGCAUUUUUAAUUAGGGAUUCUGAAAGUAGAAGAAAUGAUUACUCUUUGUCUGUUCGCGAUGGUGAUACUGUUAAACAUUACCGAAUCAGACAAUUAGAUGAAGGUGGAUUUUUCAUUGCUCGGCGUACAACCUUUAGAACUCUACAAGAACUAGUAGAGUACUAUAGUAAAGAUGCCGACGGUUUAUGUGUCAAUUUACGUAAGCCUUGUGUACAGGUCGAAAAACCAGUAACAGGGGGUUUGUCUCAUAGCACAAGAGAUCAGUGGGAAAUUGACAGAUCUUCGUUGAAGUUUGUUAGAAAAUUAGGACAUGGUCAGUUUGGUGAAGUUUGGGAAGGCUUGUGGAAUAAUACGACACCAGUUGCUAUAAAAACACUGAAGACUGGUACAAUGGAUCCCAAAGAUUUCUUAGCUGAAGCACAAAUUAUGAAAAAACUCAGACAUACCAAAUUAAUUCAAUUAUAUGCUGUUUGCACUAUGGAAGAGCCAAUCUAUAUUAUCACUGAACUUAUGAAAAAUGGAAGUUUAUUAGACUUUUUACAAGGUAAAGGACGUGGCUUAAAACUCCAACAGUUAAUUGAUAUGGCAGCUCAAAUAGCUUCUGGUAUGGCAUACCUUGAAUCUCAGAAUUAUAUUCAUCGUGAUCUUGCUGCUAGAAAUGUUCUUGUUGGAGAGAGUAACAUUGUGAAAAUUGCAGAUUUUGGUCUUGCUCGACUUAUAAAGGAGGAUGAAUAUGAAGCUAGAGUUGGUGCUAGAUUCCCAAUCAAAUGGACUGCACCAGAAGCUGCUAAUUAUAGCAAAUUUUCUAUAAAAUCUGAUGUAUGGUCAUUUGGAAUUUUACUUACUGAGUUAGUUACCUAUGGCCGAAUACCUUAUCCUGGUAUGACCAAUGCUGAGGUAUUGCAUCAAGUUGAGCAUGGUUACCGAAUGCCAAUGCCACCUAAUUGUCCAACGGCGUUGUAUGAUAUUAUGUUAGAAUGUUGGCACAAAGAUGCAAUGAAGAGACCAACAUUUGAAACACUUCAAUGGAAAUUGGAAGAUUUUUUCACAAUGGAGGGGUCUGAGUAUAAAGAAGCAUCGGGUUACUGAGAUCACGCCCGCCUCUCGGAGUGGCCUAUGCAACAGGCCAUCGCUCUACGCGGUGCUAAUCCUCAAGCAGCCGCCAUAUAUAUGCAACACGCAUCUGCGGUUUAUCACGCACAUAGACAUCAACUACAUCAUUUGCACAAUAUUUAUCAUUAACACUGCUAGGUACAUCUUUGACCAUCAUUACUUUUGGUAAGUCAUAAAUGUUUAUAACUUAUUGUCAGUUUCUUUCUUUCUUUUUUUUUUUUUUGAUGUUCUUAUGAA